GUGACUCAAGACAUGAACCUGGGCCAAUGGUUGAACAGCGAGUACUCCGACCGUGACAAGUUUGAGCGGGUCAUCAGUCGCAUUGUGCACAGCAGGGGUUUCUCUCCUGAAGAAAUGGACAGUGACGACUUGCUACCUUUGAUCAGAACCUUGCUGUUCUUCAAGGCACAGUACCAGCACAAGAAGACACAAAUGGAGUACCAUUUCGAAGCCUUGCGUUUGGGACAAGAAACGGCCGAGAAGCAACAGCCCUCGGCGCUUGACUUCGUUGGCCAGCUUGGCUUGGCGUUGGAAGAGCAUGUCAAGUCAACCGGGAAAAAGGUCCCACUAUUUCAGGGCAUCAAUCAUGUGGUGACUGAAUUCAACAAGACUGUCACUGUGAAGAAGUGGCGCAUCGACCCUGCAAAGAAAAGGAUCAUCACCAACCUCAUGCGCUGUCCAGAAGAGGCGCAGCUUUCAACGCAUGCUUGGUAUUGGCAAUGGCUGUUGGAGUCGAAGGUGGCUCCGAUUUUUGACAGCCGGGGAGAGUUUUUCAAAGUUGUGCUCAUGGAUCGUGCGCCUUGCUUUAACUAUGAGCUGCUGUUGUGGAUAG
Durusdinium trenchii is the source of this 592-nucleotide messenger RNA. Lineage: Eukaryota; Dinophyceae; Suessiales; Symbiodiniaceae. The record is from the annotation of a GenBank genome assembly.